Mus musculus (house mouse) is the source of this 708-nucleotide messenger RNA. It is a transcript of the gene Spaca7b, whose product is annotated as sperm acrosome associated 7B. Gene Ontology annotation, cellular component: acrosomal vesicle. The transcript has 6 exons. NCBI's taxonomy places the organism in Eukaryota, Metazoa, Chordata, Mammalia, Rodentia, Muridae. The record is from RefSeq and is marked validated. The coding region runs from base 81 to 581 and encodes 166 amino acids.
AUUCCACGUAUCCGAGAGAUCAAGGCUGGGGAAGCUGAAGACCUUCCAGGGAAGGGCCUCCUCCUUCUGCUGGAGGGACCAUGACAGCGAAUAGAGGAGCAAUGACCUUCUUAUCUGUCUUCCUGCUGUGCUGUUGGCAAGACGUACAGCCCUGGCCGAAUAGAGAGCUUUCAGGUUCAAGUGGUAAGCAAUGGCCAAAUUUAGAAACUCUGGAUGAUGACAUAGCUACAGUGUUUGAUGAAAUUCUAGUCCGGGAUAUUCUGGAGCCAGGGAAAGCACCAUAUUUUGAAAAUCAAAGCCCAUCAACAACUUCACAACAAAAAACAACGAAGGAAAAAGAAGUCCACACAAAAGAACCCAUACCUUCUAAGACAUAUCAGAAGCAGUCAUCUUCUGGGACCAUGCACACCCCUUCCUUUGACGAUAAGCAGAAAGAAAUACUUUUUCAGCUAAGAAGCCUUGAAGCUCUGGAGAAAAUGAUUGACAAGAUUCGAAGAGCUAUUGAAACUAAGCUCAAGAGAAGACAGAAGCUCCAGCAAAGUAGAAGCAGUCAACUCCUGGGGAAGCCAAUCCAGCCCUAAGUACUAGGCCUGGCGAGAGGGACAAGCCACUGCCGCACAUGGGGACAGAAGAGAGUGGAAGGAGCCAUCGACCUGUGUGAACUGUACUCAAUGAGCACCAAAUAAAAUUAGCAUAUUUAAAUAUUAA